AUGUCGGCACCACGUGGAAGAGGUCGCGGUCGUGGACGAGGCCGCGGAAACUGGAGUCAAUCAUUCACUCCCCAAACCACAGACGAUGGCGACAUGAACAUGUCGGACGCACGACCAUUUGUACCGCGCGGUCGGGGACGAGGCAAUCACUAUCAAAGCGGCCCGAAUCAUCACCAUCAGAAUUACCAAAAUCACCAUGAUGACGACCAGGCAAUGUACGACGCAAACACGUCACGUGGUCGCGGACGAGGACGAGGAUUCUACAACGCACCUCGCGGACCUCGUGGCGGUGGCUACAACCACUUCUCACAAAAUGAUCGGCGGCAGCACGAAGAACCGAUUAACGAAAAGACCAUGGAAUCCAACCCAGCAUUCAAACUUAUGAAAGAGUUUCUGGGAAGGCGAUAUGACGCAGACAACAAACUCCUCAACCUCUCCACCAUCGCCAGUGACCAGGAAAUCAUCAACUCUGGCAUGUUUGCCACGGAAGGCGCACAAAAGAAGUUCUUCCCCGCUCUCAUGAAAGUCUGCGAUAGUAUGAUCCCAGAUCCAGAGGCGCGAGAAGUCGCAAUCAACAGCGUAACACUGUCCGGCAACAACCUACAAAAUACCCACGUCGUCUACACCCUUGUGCACACAUUUCGACACAUCAAAAACCUCGACCUCAGUAAUAAUGCUUUUGCCACGCUCUCCGCCCUACAGCCCUGGAAAGGCCGCUUCCGAAACCUGGAACACCUGAUUGUAGACCCGUUUGCUGCGCCAGGCUGGGAAGAAGAACUAACAGCUUGGUUCCCAAAACUGAAAAUUCUAAACGGAAUCCAAGUCCGCGGAGACGACGUUGCGGGAUUCAACCAAAUCAACACUAGCAACAGUAUCAACGACAUCAAUCCGAUGAACCCGAUGAACAACAACAUCAACCUCAACAACCAAAACACCGCACCCGCGCAAAUACCAAUGACCAACACCCCACCCAUUCCACAACAGCCAAUCCCAGACCCAGAUCUCCAGCGAAAAGAAGAAAUGAUUCUCUACGUCCAGCAACAAACCAAUCUGAAGCGUGACUUUGCAGUCCAGUGUCUCGAAGCCGGUGGCUGGAAUAUCGAUCAGGCGGGUGUCUUGUUUGCCCAGAGUCAGCCCAGUUUACCUGCCGAAGCUUACAACUAA
Plenodomus lingam JN3 is the source of this 1164-nucleotide messenger RNA. RefSeq lists its product as uncharacterized. Gene Ontology annotation, cellular component: nucleus. The record is from RefSeq and is a predicted model, not a curated record. NCBI's taxonomy places the organism in Eukaryota, Fungi, Ascomycota, Dothideomycetes, Pleosporales, Leptosphaeriaceae. Gene Ontology annotation, molecular function: protein binding; RNA binding. Gene Ontology annotation, biological process: poly(A)+ mRNA export from nucleus.